Molecule: messenger RNA, 4830 nt
Organism: Egretta garzetta (little egret)
Lineage: Eukaryota; Metazoa; Chordata; Aves; Pelecaniformes; Ardeidae
Product: V-set and immunoglobulin domain-containing protein 4-like
Exons: 8
Biological process (GO): negative regulation of T cell proliferation; negative regulation of macrophage activation; negative regulation of complement activation, alternative pathway
Molecular function (GO): complement component C3b binding
Source: RefSeq, a predicted model, not a curated record
UUCUGGUCCCAGGAUUGUGGGGGUCUCUCGCACAGUGCAGGGGAAGGAGACCAGACCGGCCGCUCUGGGAGAAUGGGAGCAGUUGUGCGGAUAGCGGCGCUUGUGGGGGCCUUCAUCAGCUGCAACGCCCUCCUGGAUCUGUCUGGUAUCCACCAGGUUAAGGGCACGUGGAUGGGAUCCACCACUUUACCGUGUACCUACCUGCCCUCAGAAGGUUUCACACAGCAAACACUCAUCUGGAGCAUGGAGCGAGACUACGGCACCUCUGCUAUCUUCCGGAGAGACGAGUCCGGUGACCAUGUCUUGCUAUCUCAGUUCCGAGACCGGGUCAGCGUCCCAAAGCACAGCCCAGGGAACGCCUCGCUCCUAAUCGAGAGCCUUGAAAUCCCCGACAGCGGACACUACACUUGUUGAGUCACCUGGAGGUCUACAAAUAACAGCUUGAUAACAAAGGAGGUGACCACUACGGUUAAAGUUGUCAAAGUUGCAGUGACCAAGCCCGUCAUCAGGGCCGGCGAGCUGGGGCUGAAGAGGCCCAGCCUGCCGUGGGGGGCCAGCGGGCCCCCCCCCAUCAGCUACCGCUGGUUCAGGAGCGCCCCGGGAGGGAAAGCCCUGCUCCUGAGCAGCCAGGCCGAGCUAAGGUGGGACAGCCUCCAGCCCUCCGACGCCGGGAAGUACUACUGUGAGGCAGCGAACAGGGCUGGGGCCGGGGCUGCGCAGCGGAGCGACGCCGUGGAGCUGACGGUGGGAGAGUCCCCAGUCACACAGCAGCCCAGCCCUGAGACCAGCAGGCACAGCAGACCCCCGCUUACCCCCCGAGCCGAUGUGCCCCGGCAAGGGCCCACGGGUGAGUGGCCUGGGCCGCAGGGGAGGGGCUGCUUUCGCCCUGGCACUCUGCGAGUGAUGGAGAGAGUGGGCAGGACAACCCUGCUUGAUGUUCCCUUCGGGCUGCAGGUCCUCUUUGCAGGCGGGAUAGAAACAGUCCCCCCCGGGCGCAGGUACAGGGCUACCAGGGACCUGGCUGGGGAGGGGGGACACAAGUGCCACCCGCUGCCUGCAAGCCUGCUGGCAGAACACGCACAGGACGACACAUCGGAGAUAAAAAUCUGGCUUGUCACUCCAAGAGCAGAUCUGCCCCCAGCAACGCUGAUCUCCGGGAGGGAUGCUGUCUCGGAGGGGUCCCCCAUCUCCACGGAGCCUCUCUAUGAAGUUGCUUUCCAUAGCACUGCAGACAGCACGAGAUUGGAGACUGAAGUGGAAGUCCCUGUUAAGUGCCUACGCACGGAGACAAAUUCUGAGACCGAAACAUCCAAUGACACUUUCACCGUGAAGGACAACAGCUGUGACAGCAUAUGCAUCGGGAACAACUCUGAGUAUGAGAACCUUGUGACUGCAAUGGAAUUGGAGUACGAAGCAGAAAAAAUUUAGCUGAGCACCAACUUCUCCACAUGAGCAGCCAUGCAGGGCUGCAGACACCAAGUGGUAACCUUUAGCAAAGGAAACUCUUCUUCCUGUCUGCCUUCUGCUCUGGUUAAUGUACCGGUCCCACUGCUUUCUUUAACCCAGGGGAAAUGCAUAACCUUCCUGGGCUUUGGCAAAUGAGGCCCUGCCCGUUGGCGCAGAACCCCUCAGCCAAGCGGUUACCUACCUACUUCUAUAGAGCAAGUAACUUCUGAGCAGCCUGAAGGGCCAAGGCGAGGACGAGGGCAUCUGAAGGAGCGGAAGCCCAAAUGCCUUUAGCCUGGAAAUCAAGGUGUAGCUGGGUGCAAUGCUGCCGGCCCAUAACACCAGCAAGGUGUGCUCUCAAGCCUGCGUGCCCCUGCUAGCCCAUCCCAGACUGCGAGGAGCCAGGGGCUGUGCUGGAAGCAGACGUCCCCUGGCUUUUACAGCUCAACUAACACUGGUUGUACGUCCUGCUUGCCCUUGCUUGCUUUUUUGUUAGAGCAUGGUAAAGGGACUGCAGAAGGGGUUGAUGUCCCAGGAAUGUCAUUUUUGCUGUCAGGCUGCAGCUCAUGGAUAGAGGACGAGGGAACGUCCCUGUAGGUGAUGAGCCUCCUCACUGCCACCCUCUGGUUUUCUCCUGGAAAAGCAGAAUUGGUGUUGAAGGAAAUGCUAGCGUUUCAUUUUUACAGUGUGGGGGGCAGAGGCGUAAUAAAAGAGAGGGAAAUUUGAGGCAUUUGGAAUAACGAUUGAGCAAGGGUCCUUCCUGGACGCAGCAGACUGACAGGGAUGCGCUCUGUGGGACACCGAGUCGGCCUGUCUGAUUACAACAGAGUAACGCUGACCUGUGUUACGGGGAUGCUGUCAGUGCUCGUGCUUGUAAAACGCCUUGAGAAGCGCUUGGUCAGUACAACGUAUUUUCUUUCUCAGGGCAAAUACAAAAGGCUUCGAAGGAUUUUGUUGCAUAUGAAUUCUGACUUCCUUGGUGUUUCACCGUUCAGCGCUGCCAUUUUUACGUUGCCUGCAAAUUUAUGCUUUUUCUCGGUUUUCUGAUCUAACUCUGCGGAACGGGCAGGGGUGCAGUCAUGGCCAUCGUUUGACUUGGAUGUUUGACUUGGGUUUGCCUUUUAAAGAGGAGAGGACAGGAGGGGGGGCAUCUGGUCAGCCCCCACCAGCCCCCUUGCACCUCACCGCAGCCCCCAAAGCCAGUCGACAGGGUCUGGGUGCUGCCUCCAGAUGCAAAGUCACAAACCUGCCACUGCCUGCUCCUGCGGUGAGAGCCCGGUAAGGCCCUGAGCUCCGUGGUGACAUCAGGCUGAGGCCUGGCGUCGGUGGGAAAACGUCAUUUCCGUGAGCUGGUUGGGAGCAUCAGUGCUUGAGCUGGGUGCGUUUAGGGCUGAAGGUUUGCCAGUAGCACCCCUCUCCCAGACACUUCAGCUGGUUCUAGGGGGUUUUUUUAGGAAUUUGUCACUCACAGCAGGGUGUAAAGUGUUAUGCUACCAAAUCCCUGUCAGAAGGACACUGAGGGUGCUUAAUACCAAGUCUCCCUUCCCUGCCAGCGAACAGCCAAAGAAGAGUGGUCAUCCAGAUGACGUUACAAACUUGGCUGUGAUUUAGCUCAGGAGUUAAAAUCCUUGAUUUUAAUUUCACGCCACUGCUCCAACAUAUUGGUUUGCUCUAGCAAGCAGUUAUUUAAAAAAAAAUGUUCUGCACCUCCCUGUAUUUUUCAUCUUGGUGACUCAAAUGAAAUAUUCUCUUCCAAGUGGAAAAUAUCUCGGUGGCCAACCUGGGCCAUGGCUGAGCAUGCCACAGUCGCAGCCUUGCAGGCAGGUGACGGCUGUGUUGGCUCCGCAGGGCUGAUGGGCGCACAUGAAGCCUUGCGAGUGCGCUGCUACCCCGGUGCAUUGUGCCCCCAUGUCCUGGUUCCCUGGACCUCGUCUGAAGGACCACAGCUCCUGCCUGAGGCCAGGAGGGCAGGGGAGGAGACUAUGAGCUGCCGCAUGAGGAGGCGGCUGGGACCCGAGCAGCCUUACCCAAGGGGACAGGAGGAAGCCAACCCUCCAGGAGCAACGGGGGGUGUUUUGUGGACGUGAGGGGGGAGAGACAGGGUCCAGCUCUGCUAGUGGCACUGGAGCUCCUGUGGGAGGGAAAUGCCCUUGCUCAGCUGCAGCGCGGCAGGGCCCAGAGAGAGACACCGAGUCCAGGGAGGAUGCCCAAAGCUGAGGGCGGGCUCUGUAGGGCAGGAGAAGUGAGGCAGCGCUGCAGGUGUGUGCUCAGGAGACUGGGGAGGGGAGCGGGGGGCAAUUAUGUUCCUCCUCUUUUGGUGCUUGCAGGCUUUGGAGCUGUUUGGCCAGUGUCACUUCUAGAUCAGCUGUACUUCUACUGCUUGACUGCUCUAAAAAACCACAAGAUCAGCUUAAAAAUAAGAAGCCCCCAUGCCCUACGUUACAUUUAAGGCUCUUCCUAGAAAGUGCGUUUUGGCUUCUCCUUUUUUCCUGGUGGUUCCUGAGCUACAAGGCUAUACUUUGCAUUUCCGAGGUCUUCCUCCCAGGCAGGAGGGCCAAACUGUCUGGGCUGUAAUGCAAAGCCUGUUGCUUUCAUUAACCCUGGAUUGCAGGGUGCAGUCCUAACGAGGAGCCCCCAGGCUGUGAGCCCCAUGCUAACGGGGUGCAGGCUUUGCUGUGGGGCGUGCAGUCUGUCACUGCUGCUUAAACCCGCUCCAGGGCACCCCUGCAUCUCUGGCAAAAGUAAGGAAAACAAGAAGUUCCCUUUCAUGCAGGCAGCGAGGCUGGGUGCUCGGCUGGGUGCUCGGCCGGGUGCUUGGUCGGUCCUGCCUCCAGCUGAAGAGCGUUCCCUGCGAUGCGCUCUGUUACUCAGCAGCCUGGCGUGCUUCCUCCUCGCCAGCCGUUAGCACCUUGUGUGCGUGGGCUGCUGCUGCGUGCACUUGCCCGCCCUGUCUGCUGGAGCAGCGUCCCCCUGUCCUACAGCCUCGGCAAAUGGACUGGGAUGGGGGGCUGCCGCCUGGCUUUAGCAAAGCAAAUUUGCAGGGAGGGUUAUUGGCUUUUAUUAAAUCAGGCCGUGCAGCUGGGGGAGCAUGGGGAAGCAGAUGAGUGCUGGGUCACGCAAGCCCUCCCUCUUGGCACUGACUUGGACCCGCAUGGCUUCUGACCACGCUGCCAUCGCUCCUCCCUUCCCGGCCAGCAGCCCCACCGCAGGCUCGCCUAGCUUUUCGUGGCCCGAGCGCUGGGGAGGAGCGCUGCAUGCGUACGUUUGGUGCUCCCAAUUGCAGUGACGCUGCUGCUCCAGGACAUGUGGGGCUUGCCAGGCACCGUCAGAGAGGAACGCUAACGAAGGCGUCGCGAACGGAGCGCGGGGCGGUUGUGCUCAGCC